Molecule: messenger RNA, 555 nt
Organism: Platichthys flesus (European flounder)
Lineage: Eukaryota; Metazoa; Chordata; Actinopteri; Pleuronectiformes; Pleuronectidae
Gene: atg12
Product: ATG12 autophagy related 12 homolog (S. cerevisiae)
Exons: 4
Coding region: 34-402 (122 amino acids)
Biological process (GO): C-terminal protein lipidation; nucleophagy; autophagosome assembly
Cellular component (GO): phagophore assembly site membrane; cytoplasm; Atg12-Atg5-Atg16 complex
Source: RefSeq, a predicted model, not a curated record
GCCACCAGCUAACACCGCCGUGCUAACGAAAAGAUGUCGGAUACUGCGGAGUCACCGACGGAGCCGCAGAAAGAGGAGCCGCAGAAAGAGGAGCCACCGCCUCCGGCAGAAGAGUCAGCGACGAGCGAGGACAAGAAAAAGAUCGAUGUGCUGUUGAAGGCCGUGGGAGACACUCCUAUCAUGAAAACAAAGAAGUGGGCAGUGGAGCGGGGGAGGACGGUGCAGUCCCUGUCACAGUUCAUCACUCGUUUCCUGAAGCUUGAUGCCACUGAACAACUGUUCAUCUAUGUUAAUCAGUCUUUUGCACCCUCACCGGAUCAAGACGUAGGAAUCCUUUUUGAUUGUUUUGGUAGCGAUGGAAAACUGGUUCUACAUUACUGUAAAUCUCAAGCCUGGGGUUAAACUCCCUUUCCACUUUUUUUAUUUUUUUUUACCUCUCCUCUCUCUAAUUCAUCCUCCAAACCUGCACACUGAUACUUUGGCUUCUUGGCCAUUUGUUUUCAUUCGAGCUUUGUGUAUAUACAUACUGUAAAUAAAUUAUUGUGACAACUCAAA